AAUAUGUAAAAUUGAUUAGUGCAAGUGUAGUGCAGUGCGAGCAGUGCCGAGCGACCGCGGGCGUCGGGCGGCGAGCGCCCGGAGCGAUGUAGCGCGCGUUUCCUUAUCGAUUUUCUCUAUGCUGCAUUAAAUUACGAUUUAAAUACGGUGAAUGCGGAUAACAAACAUUUUAGCAACAUGCGUCGCGCGGGUGUAUUUGAACAACGAAACUAGACUUUGCAUUUACAUUAACCUAGCACAAUGCAGUGAGGCUUCAACUUUCCUCAUCUAAUCUGACUAGCCAUAAUACCCUUCUGACUGAUAGACGCUAUCUCGGUACCCACGCUAUGUGAUAAGGGGGCAUCAUCUAUGAUCCUAUCGCCCCAGUUCUGGGAAUGGUUUUACAUUUGGCUAGUCCAAGUUGUUAAGAUACUGUAUGAUGAGAGUGCAAUGGUUGCGCUAAGAGGGGGUAACUGUGCGGGCUCGUCGCACGUGUGCGGUGGAGCCCGCGCGGCCGACGCGCCGGGGGCCGGGGGCGCCGCGCCGCCGCUGCCGAUGCAGCACCUUCUGCAACCCGUCAACAACGUCUCAGUCCACCUGUACAACAACUCUGCUAGCCCUCUCAAACAUGACCAGCCUUCGACUAGAUACUCUAACCCUAAUUGCAUGCCGUCACACCACUACCGACUAUUAGCUCAAGCAAGAGCGGAAUGCUACCACGCCGGCGGCGCGGGCGGCGCGGGCUACAUGCAGGGGGGCGCGCCGCAGCCGCCCUCGCAGCCCUCCAUGCGCGGCCCGGCGCAACAGCCGCCGCCGCAGCAGCAGCAGGACAUGUCCAAGACAUCCAUGCCUGCGCAUAACUUCGGGCCCUCCCAGAACCAGUCACAGCAGGCCAGGCCGCAGUACAACUACACGUUCAGGGCGACCCAGCACGGCACCCGGCCGGCCAGCCACCCCAGACAACAGCAGCCGUACAUCCAGGGCGGGUCGGCCACCGGCAACCCGCCGGUCAUGUACCCGACCCUCGUGUACCCUCAGAUGACGAUGCCGAGCGCCGCUUACCCGCAGCAGAGGGGCGGCCAGGGGUACUACCAGUACCUCCCCCAGCUUCACUACAGCUACGGCACUCCACCGAAUCACACGCAAUCAUACUACUACCCGGCGGCGACGAGCCAGCAGAUCCAAACGCCCAACCUUGGCGGCAACGGGCAGGGCCGGUCCAGCGCCGCCGCCAUGGUGGGGCCGCAGGCGCCCGCCGCGCAGGCCGCGCCCGCCGCGCCGCUGCCGCACCAGCAGCCGCCGGCCGCGCAUAUGCACCCUAAUAUGCAGAAUAUGCGCCCCGCUCAAACUAAACGAACCAGCCACCGUCUAAAAAUCAUCGACCCAGUCACAAGACAAGACAUUUUAUCAGAUAUCUCAAACGAUAGUCAAUAUGUAAGCAGAGAGUCGAGUGAACGGCAAACACCUCAACCUGAACCUACUCCUACCGGAAUCAGCAUUGCCGAAGAAUUUACUAGGAUGGUUAACGAAGCCGCUAACCAGCCGUCGGAAAGUACUAUAAAAACGAAUUACACUACUACUAAAAAUAUAGAAACGGUAACACCAAUCAUAACACCAAUCACACAACCACAAACAAAUGCAAUAAGUUCUAUUAAUAAUAAUAUAGUGAAGUCUGAUAUAUUAGCUGUUAAUGAAAAUAAGAGUAUAGUGGCGGAGGUAGCAGUCGAGCCGUGCGAGACGCCCGUGGUCUCGGCUAUAUCCGACAGUCCAGUUAUAGUGCCUAAAUUGCCUACAAAUGUGAAACAAACCCAAAAGACUAGUGAGACACUUUUACAGCCUCUAGUACUAGAUACGAAUAAGAAUAUAGCUACUAAUAAGGUGGUGCCGAAAGUGAACAAGAGUAAACCUGAAGAGGUAGAGAAGAUUGAGAAGCUGGAGGCUCCGCCCCCGCAGCCGCAGCGGCUGCCGCGCGAGCGAGUGCGCUCCGAGGGCAAGGAGCACAAGGAACAGAAGGAGGCCGAGGCCAAGGAGGCCGUCGCGCCCGCCAAGCUCAACGGGCCAGCGCCCGCUGAAUUCACACCCAAUUCAGUGGAAGCCGUUGUUAAUAAUAUAGCAGAAGUAGCAAAGUCCCAAACUAGUCAAAUCCCUUCAGUAAAACAUACUGAGUUUAUAAAGCAACAAGCGGCAACGAAACAGACCUCAGUGAGCGUAGAGAGUGAUAUUGCUCCUCCCACUGACACUAAGAGUGAAACUGUGAAGCCGCUGCCGGUGACGAGCGCCCCCACGGCCACGGAGCUGCUCUCAGCCAGCAUCGAGAAAGUUGCCAAAGAUCUGCCGUCUGCUCCCAAGCCAGAACUUGAACGACAGAAAUCAAAGGAAGCUUCAAGCGCUUUUGAAGCCCAAGUGAAGCUAACUCAAAGUAUAGCUAGUUGUAUACGGUCUAGCAAUCAACCUGAAUCCAAAAUGAAAGACAUCAAUUUGAAUAAUAAAACUACUGAUCCAGACACUGCCAAUGGAAACAAUACUACCCCUACUAUCAACAAGACUGAUAGUAACAAGGAAGAUAUUAAUAGGAACGAAAAGGCUAACAAAAAUUCCAAGAAUAUGAGUAAAAAGGGUGCCAAGAGUGCCAAUAUUGAUGCCAUUGUGAAGGAGCCAGAAGCGAAUGGUAAUGCUAAGGAUGAGCCUGUGAAGGCUAGCAGCCCUGAGGAGAUGGUGACUCCUGAGAAGGCUCCCUCUGAGGAGAAGACUGAGGAGCCGGAGGCGGAAGUAGCCCCGGCCCCCGAGGAGCCGGCCGCCGCGCCCGCCCCCGCCGCGCCCGCAGCGCCCGCCGCGCCCCCCGCGCCCGCUGUCUUUGUACCCAAGUACAAGUACACUGAUGAUCAAUGGUCGCCAUUGAACAAAUCUGGCAAGAGAUGCUACGAUCUCGGACUAUUGAAACAGAUCAGAGAUGAUCCUCUAUCGAAGAACAAGCCUGAUAUUCCCAUUAUGGAGAAGGUUGUUAGGAUGGAAACGAUGCCGUUCACGCCGAUCUCGAGGCCGAUCAACGACGCGCUAUUCCCCUCAUUCGUGAAGAACACGGGAGGGAACGUGUCUCGGGGGCCCCCCGGCGGCGGUCGGGACAUCAAGAAGGAUGGGAGGAAUAUGGCCCCCAGUGGUAUGUUGGGUAAGGGCAGCGUGAAGCUGACCCCCAACCAGGGCGGCAACGGCGGCCACAAGCCGGUGAUCCACGUGUCGCUGUCCCUACGGGAGGACGUCAAGCUCAACGAGACUGAGAACGCCUGGAAGCCGUCCCGCUUCAAGAAGGACACCAUUAGCGAGGAGGAGUACAAGACACAGGACCUGGAGAAGAAGUUCCGUGGUAUCCUGAACAAGCUGACGCCGCAGAAGUUCGACACGCUCAUGGACCGCGUGAAGGGGCUCGAGAUCAACACGCAGCAGCGCCUCGUGCGGGUCAUCGACCUCGUCUUCGAGAAGGCCAUCGAGGAGCCCAACUUCUCGGAAGCCUACGCCGCCAUGUGCAAUAAGCUGUACAAGCUCAAGGUGCCGGCCGACAACGCGUCGUCGCCCGACCAGUGCGUCAACUUCAGGGCGCUCAUCAUCAACAAGUGCCAACAGCAGUUCGUCACCGGCAAAGUUGACGAAAAUGCUAUCAAACUAGAAAAGGAACUGAGCGAAUGCACGGACCCGGCGAAACGCAAGGAGUUGGCGGUGCUGCUCAACGAGGAGAACCGGCGCAUGAGGAUGCGCUCCGUCGGAAACGUGCGGUUUAUCGGCGAGCUGUACAAACUGAAGAUGCUCACGUCCAAGAUCAUGGUGUUCUGCAUGAACCACCUGAUCGACAAGCUCGAGGAAGAGAAGCUGGAGUGUCUGUGCAAGCUGCUCACCACCAUCGGCGAGCAGGUUGAGGGCGAGGUUCGCGAGCAGCUCGAUGCCGUGUUCAAGAAGAUGCAGGACAUCGUGGAGCGCAAGUCCAACAAGAUCAGCAGCCGAGUGCGCUUCAUGCUGCAAGACGUGAUCGAGCUGCGCCGCCGCCGCUGGCUCAUCAAGAGCGUGGUGGACUCGCAGCCCAAGAUGAUGGAUCAGAUCCAGAAGGAGGCUGAGCAGCAUCAGCGGCAAAUUGAGUUGAUGAACUCUGCGCCGAUGUCGGGCGGGUUCCGGCGCGACGACGGCGGGCGCGGCAAGCGUGGCGGCGACAACCGGCGCGGGCAGGGCGGCAACAACUUCGACGCCAACAACUGGAAGACCACCGCCUCCCGGCCCACUAAUUACUCUGUAGACACUACUAAACUUAAGGCUGGUAGCAUUAGUAAUAAUAAGAAUCUUAGCACUAUCAAAUUAGCUCCUACGAACACAGGGUGGAAUUGUGGCUCAGGCAGUAAGAGCACUACUGCCCAGGCCUCCAGUAAUUCUCAUAUUGGAUUGCCCACAACCACCACAAAUAAUAAAUACGGUCUCUUGGCUGAAAGCUCCACAGACCCUACUUCUCUACAUGGUUCCUUCCUAGGACUGAAGGACAUCUCUUCACCAAAGGGGGCAUCUAUAGAGAGGUCCACAUUUAGCUCACGGAAUGACUUCUCGUCCGGCGGAAACAGCCGGUCGGGCUCGAUGGGCAUCCCGCGGUCCAACUCGGGCACGCGCACCGCCCCCGCGCCCGCGCCGCCGGCGCCCGCCCCCGCCGCGCCCGCGCCGCCGCCCCCCACGCCGCAGGAGCCGCUGCCCGACAACAAGAAGAACUCCGUCAAGUCCAUGGUGGGCCUGGCGCUCAUCAACUCGGACAGCGAGGAGAUGGUGCACGACGUGAAGCAGCUGUUCCCCGCGCAGUACCACGCCGGCGUGGUCGGAGAGAUACUCAACAUUGCGCUUGAGAAGUCUGCCAAGGACAUAGCCGCAAUCACGAAAUCACUGUUACACCUAGUUUCAACCGGAACAAUUUCGGCUGACAACUUUUUGGCUGGUUUCAAAGAGAUCAUUGAAUUUGCCCCAGAUCUAUACAUAGAUAUCCCUAUGUUGUAUGAAUAUUUAGGAAUGUUUUUCGUGCCCCAAAUUGAGAAGAAGCACAUAACACUAGCGCAAGUGCUGAGGCUCAGCGGCCCCAUCGUGAGCGUGGACCACGGCCACCUGCUGCUGAAGGCGAUCCUACGCCAGCUGAAGGACAGCAUGGGGCCCACCUUCGUCAAGACCAAGUGGGUCGAGUCGGAGCAGCAACUAAAAGACUGGAUGAAGGAGGAUCAGGCUGAGAAGUUCCUAGAAGAGAACAAGCUGGAGUUCCUCGCGGGCGCGGAGGCGGCGGACGAGGCGCGCGCGCUGUCGCCGGCUGAUGCGCAGGCCAAGCUGCUGCAGCUCAUGAACAACGACGAGAACUGCGAGUGCAUACGCGGCUGGGUCAAGGACAACGUAGGUAAUUCCUCUAACUCUGACUGGUUCAUGAGGUCGCUAAUUCAGGCGAUUUGCGAGCACGCGUUGUUUGGCCCCGAGGGUCGCGCCGAGCCGCACUUCAACCAGGACCGCAUGAACAAGUACUCGGGACUCAUCAACGACUUCGGCGACUCGAGGCCGGCGCGGGAGUCCAACUGCCUCAUCGGCAUUCAGCAAUUAAUACAUAGACUAGAACACCCCCAAGGUCUCACGUUGGAGAUAUUCCAGUGUUUGCACGACCAAUAUUUAAUAACAGUGGAAGGAUUCACUGCGUGGGAGAUGUCUGAAACGGAGCCAGAAGGAAAAGGCGUGAUGCUGAAGGCGCUGACGUCGUUCUUCACCAACAUCAAGGAGGCGGACAACGAGGACUCGUGCAGCGAGGACUGACGCGCCCCCCGCCCGCCCCUCGGCGCCCCCCGCCUGCCCCGCGGCGCGGCGCCGGCGGCCCUCGCGCCACAACCUCACUCUUACGUCUUCUAUAUUUUUAUACAUUAGAGUCAUCAUACACGGAAACGUAGAUAUAUGAAUACUAUUAUAUUAAUACAUACAUUUAAAACAUAACGAAACCAUGAAAAAGUAAAGUUGUAUGAUAUUUUUUAUGCGAUAUAGUUUUUAUCGAGAUUCUGAAUUUGCAAACUUUGUUAUUUUACUUUUAAAGAGUACUUUUUCGUGAAUAGUUACUUGCUAUCUUUCAAUUUUAAAUGUUUUUAAAGGUCCUUUCAAUUUUAUCUUUUAGCUUUUUAUGAUACUGAUGCCUAUUUAUAUAUUUUAUCCUCUUGUAUUUUUUAUUAUUAAGUUCUUAUUGUUUGAUGGUGAAAUUUGUUGAUUGAACUCGUUUGUUUCACAAAGAAAAUCACAAAAUUUUACUUUGGUUCUCUCAUAUAUACGAUGAUAAUUUUAGCAUUAUUUAUAUACGGUAAAACUAUUUAUUGAAGGUGUUUCAUUCCCGGUGCGCGGACGGUAACUUUAGCUUCCAUAAACAACAAGCAAUCAUAGAUGAAAUGUAAUUUUAUAAAGCUUAUUACAUAAAUAAUGUUUAUACUGAUUAAUUAAUGUUACAGAGAAUAUUUUUUUGACAGUUUAAGGUGAUAUGAUCCAUAAUUAUUAUAAUAAUAUUGUCAGAUGUUUUCUGAAAUAGUGUAAAUUAAUAAUGUCAGUUGAAUUCCUGAAUCGCUUUGGCUAUAUGAUACAUACUGAAGCCGAUGAGGAGCGCGACAGGCCUCGCCUCUAGAGUUAACUGUUACAAUAAUAUAUGCAAAACAAACACCAAUAUUAUCGUUAUAUUAAGAGUCGUCAAGAGCCUUAAAACAAAUUCACAUCUAUUUAUUCCCAAUGUCGUUCAAUAGUGGACGAGUUGGGGAUAUUUAGGUUCAGUGAAAUAGUAAUGAUGAGGAACCAGUAAGAGUUUGAGUGAGGACGGCUGCGGCGGCGCGCCUCUCGCCUCACCCACACUAGUCUGCCCAAUGUUAUUCAAGUUUGUUUGGAUUGCUCACUUCGGGAAGUCAAUAAUUGUCAAAACACCAAAUUAUGAUGGUGCCUAUCGAAACUGAUUGGCUCCACGGUAAAAUUUACAAAUUAAGUUGAUGUUGUAUAAAAUUCUCUGUAUCAUAAUGAUUUAACCCUAAUGGUUUUCACCGUCUUUAUAAAUAUUUGAUUAAUUAAUUAUAAAUACGGAUAUAGUGCGUACUUGGAUGCGAAAGUUAGGCGUUGAAUGGUGUUUUUUGCGCUGGCCCGUCCAAUCGCUGUACUAUUGAUGAUUAUUUGAAAAAUGUAGUAUUUAGGAUCCAAACGAUUGAUUGUCUUUGUUUAUUGAUUGAACCGGCAUGGUGGAAUGCUACUAAAAUUUAAAUGACACGCCAGUCAGUUAGAAAUAAAUAUAAUUAAUUAUAAGAGAAUUAGAUGUAUUCUGAUUAUGAACGCUUAUACGAUGAUAUAAACGUUGUAAUUUAUUUUCCGAAUUGUUACAUUUUAACCGAAGGUUGGUAACAAUGUUAUUUAUUUCUUUACAAACUGGGCGCUCCUUUAAAUUUUGUAGCAAAAAAGUUGUCUCAAAAUAAGUGUGGCUGGACUGCAUCCAAUGUAUAUUUUAUACAAACUUAAAAAUUUGUCCAUAGUUCCUAAGUCAUACAUUUUUGAAACAUUUGAUUUAAUUGAAUCAUUAUUUUAGGCGUGACUGUUGCUGGGCCAGGCAGAUCACAUCGUUCAAUGAAAAAGGUUUAAAGAGUUUAUUAUAUCUAAUAUAUCACUUUGUUUUUAUUGAUUUAGGCAUAGGCAGUGGAUAAAACUGAUAAUAUCAAUUUCAAAAAGAUAAAAAAAACCAAGUAAAUGUUGAAGCAAGGCGUGGAGAGCGGCCGCCCCUCACGCCCUGGGAUAGUGCGUAUAUUUUUUCUAAUGUUACAUGUCAGGGAUAGAGUACAUUUCUUUGGAAAUAUUAUGAUGUACCUACCUAUCUUUAAAUUGUAAAACAUUUUUUUUAUUAUUUUAGUAGAUAUUUUAUUGUUUAGUUUUAUGAUGUUAGUCGUGUCUCGGUUAGCACGUUGACAUAAAUUGCUAGUGAGAAGUAUGUGAGUCGAGGAAUGAGUGGCGCGCCUGCGCCCGCGCCGCCCCGCGACCGUCACGCCAUCUAUCCCAUCAACUUUCCAUUUGUCACAUACCGGCUACCGAGUUUUUAUUUCUAUCUACCUACCUAUAAUAACUUGUCAGUUACUAUUUAUGUUAUGUAAAUAAACUUUUUAUGAGAAACGCAAAUCUUUACUGAAUAUUCCUAUAUCAACCGAUAAAAUGCUUACUACUGUGAAAUGAAAUAAAAAGCAAUAUAACUAGAGUUAAACACUUAGUACAGAGCUUUUAAUAUUUCAGAGAGAUGUAUGUAUUCAACCGAGAAUUAGUGAAACAAGUUAUUAUUAAAUUUAUAAAAAUAUAUGAAAAAUAAUCUCUAUUUGAGAUUUUUGUACAGAA
This is a messenger RNA of Plutella xylostella (diamondback moth), 8355 nucleotides long. Lineage: Eukaryota; Metazoa; Arthropoda; Insecta; Lepidoptera; Plutellidae. The record is from RefSeq and is a predicted model, not a curated record.